GUGUGUGAGCGCUACAGAGAGAGAGAGAGAGAGAGAGGGAACAGUCUCCGUUGUCUCAGAGGUUGAAGGAUCAAUAGAGAGGCUUGUUGUGGCGGUUGUGAUUCUGUUCCGUCUGUGUGUCGGAGCUGCAUGGUGUUAGACGGAGGAAUCCUAGUUCCCACAGACCUAUUCCAGCAUGCUCACAGACCCUGAGCUACCUCAGGAGUUUAACAGGAUGUCUUCCAAGCGACCAAUCUCUCCAUAUGGGGGGACAGAUGGAGAGGUAGUCAUGGCAACCAGCAGACAGAGACUGGAAGAGGAAGAGAGAGAUGACGGACAGGCUGUCAUGCACCUCCCCCUGACUCCCUACUGCAGCAAGGUGUCCCCCCUCUCGCCCCGCCCCCUGGACAGCCCCCCCACCCUGCACAGUGCCAUGGACCAGGAUGGCAGUAAGCAUUGGUCUCUGAGCCCCUACCCCCAGCACAACUCCUCUAAUUCUCCAGGCAGUAAGCAGCAGGUGGAGGAGGGUGGUUCAGGGGCCGCAGCGCUGGGGACCCCAGAGAGACGUAAGGGCAGCCUGGCUGACGUGGUGGACACACUGAAACAGAGGAAGAUGGAGGAGCUCAUCAAAAAUGAACCAGAAGAAGCCCCCAGCAUUGAGAGGCUGUUGUCUAAGGACUGGAAGGACAAGCUGUUGGCCAUGGGAUCAGGACAUUUUGGAGAAAUCAAAGGUAAACAACAGUACAGUCACACUGUCUGUCUGCCUAGAGUAGGGGUAUUCAACUCGUGGCCUGGGAGCCAUUGAUGGUCCAACAUCUGAUUGAAAAUGUCCCCCCAACUCUUGUUCUUCAAUUCCUUGAAAAUAUUGAGAUACAGUAUGUGGGAAAUAGGCCUU
Molecule: messenger RNA, 874 nt
Organism: Salvelinus namaycush (lake trout)
Lineage: Eukaryota; Metazoa; Chordata; Actinopteri; Salmoniformes; Salmonidae
Product: transcription factor SOX-5-like
Exons: 4
Coding region: 176-784 (202 amino acids)
Biological process (GO): cell fate commitment; positive regulation of chondrocyte differentiation; regulation of transcription by RNA polymerase II
Cellular component (GO): nucleus
Molecular function (GO): DNA-binding transcription factor activity, RNA polymerase II-specific; RNA polymerase II cis-regulatory region sequence-specific DNA binding
Source: RefSeq, a predicted model, not a curated record